Molecule: messenger RNA, 2584 nt
Organism: Pseudophryne corroboree (corroboree frog)
Lineage: Eukaryota; Metazoa; Chordata; Amphibia; Anura; Myobatrachidae
Gene: NCAPH
Product: non-SMC condensin I complex subunit H
Exons: 18
Coding region: 187-2337 (716 amino acids)
Biological process (GO): mitotic chromosome condensation
Cellular component (GO): condensin complex
Molecular function (GO): chromatin binding
Source: RefSeq, a predicted model, not a curated record
GGAGGGAGCUGGUUCCCGGGACAUCGCCCUCACAUAGCAUGCUCGGACUUGUAGUUCCACCGCCUCCUGCUCUGUAGACGCAUUGUAUUUGCUGUCUUACGUAUACAAAUGUCUGCCUGUGGACCAGGCCAUGCGCUGCUCCCAUUAUACAUGAAAUAUACUGUAUGCGCUAGUCUAUAACUGGUAAUGGGGGAAUUGUGCCUGAUUAUAUCGAGUAGCCACAGACACUUGUACUCUGCAGUUGCAUUACAGGGCAGCAUGCACACUUCUACUCCUCAGUCAGGGGAGCGCCAAAAGCCAUUAUCCCCAGUGGGUGCGUAUCUGUCUCCAGCCACUAGAUCACAGCCUGUCAGUGCUGCAGGGACCCCAACUCUGCAGAACUUCACCAGCAACGAUGAUGAGUGGGAAAGGAAACAGCGUCGACGAUCCAGGGUGAUUGACUUGCAGCUCAGUAAUGCGGAUUCCCCAGCAUCCACCAUAUCCCCUUCCCAGAGGUCUGAGGCAAUAUCACUUCUGCUGCCCAAACUCAGCAACGCGCAGAUCUCGGAUCACUACUCUACCUGCAUCAAGCUGUCCCAGGAGAAUAGAAUAACAACAAAAAAUGCCUUCGGGCUGCACCUGAUUGAUUACAUGGGGGAUAUUCUCAAGGAGAAAGACAGUGAGCUCACCAACUUCAAGGUUGCAGCUGGGACACUGGAUGCCAGCGCCAAGAUCUAUGCAGUGCGGGUGGAUGCAGUACAUGCUGAUGUGUACAAAGUAUUGGGUGGGCUUGGCAAAGAAUCACAAGGACCAGAGCGGGGAGAGAACCAGGACGUUGAAGAUGCAGGCAAAGAGCCUGACAGCAGGAGGAGGAAAAGACAGCAUUCUGUGGAAACAAUUGAACAGAAUCUUAACAACAUCACUCGCUCGGCGACAGAACGCAGCAAUCAGGUUGACCCCCUCUUCCAGAAAGCGGCUGCCUCAUUUGAUGAAUGCAGUACUGUGGGCGUUUUCCUCAGCACACUCCGCUGUUCAGAUUACCACAGUGAGCUGCACUUUGAUAAUUACGUUAUACCGUUAUCCACCAUCGAAGAGGAAAAGCCCCCAGCUCCUGGGUGUGUGGACAUUACUGAACUGAAACCUCUUGUGGAGAACUGCGUAGAGAAGCAUCCGCUAUGCCCGUCACUCGCUAAAUUCCGCUUGAUGCAGCUGGGCGGCGAUGUCAGAGAUGAGACUGUCUUCUCGUUAACUGAGAAGUACAAGGAAAGUGACCAUGCCUUUGAUGUUAACGCAGAGGUGGAAGACGAUGGCCCAGAGCCAGCAGGCCAGGAGAUGGAUGACUUUGAUGCGGACGUAUGCGAUGAGAAUGAAGAUCUGGGGGAGUUUUCAGAACAGCGUGAAGCUUGCAGGGCAGAAAGAAAAGGAUCACAGAUAACACAGAUUGGGGAGGCUGACAUAGGUACCAUGUGUCUCCAGUUGUCCUCUUGUCCUGGAGAAUACUCUUACUUCAGUCCUCGUACCAUGUCCAUGUGGGCAGGUCCAGAACACUGGCGCUUCCGGCCUCGGCAGAAAGUUGAAUCUGUUGGCGACAAGCAGAAAUCCAAGAAGGUGAAAAAAGUCUUUGAACUGAACUUUGAAGAGGAUAUCCAUUUUGAGGCUCAUUUUUGUAAGACUAGGGCAGCUACAACACUUGCAAAAGCCACCCUUGAGAACCAGAAUAAGAAGUCUACCACGCUGCCAGCUGACUUCCACUACGACCCAGACAACAUUGUAAAGAUGAGCUUAAGGCCAGCAGAUAGGAUCAAGAAGAUGGCUCCUAAAGACCCCGUAUCUGAAGAUGGUAUUGGAGAGUAUGACUAUAACAAUCCCAAUGAUACCUCAAACUUCUGCCCAGCCCUUCAGCUUGCAGACAGUGACGAUGAUGAUGGUGGAUUCAUGGGAGCUGCUGAUGACUAUACACAGUUUCCCAUACACAAUGGGUUACCUGAGAACAGCUUGAGCCUUGAUGGGGAACACAAUCUGAUUGCAGAACCGCAAAAGGUAAACAGGAUAGAGAUAAAUUAUGCUAAAAUAGCUAAAAAGAUGGAUAUGAAGCACCUGAAGACAAGCAUGUGGGGACUGCUGACUGACAACACAGAGCAAACGCCCAGAAAUGAAGCAGAGACCGCAGUUGUUAAGGAUGAGCGGGUUUUCAGCAGUAUCACACGCGAGCUACAGAAAAGAUUACCCACCACAAUGGCACAGAACCUCUCUGUACCACUGGCCUUUGCUUGUCUUUUGCAUCUGGCUAAUGAAAAGAAUUUAAAGCUACAAGAAGUGGAAGAUCUGUCUGAUGUGUUGAUAAUGCAAGAAGACUGACCUGGAAACCAGAGUGAAGCUGUGCUGCCUGACACCCUGGGGAAUAAAUCUGGCAUAAAAUAAAUAUGGAAAUCUGGAUACUUUAAGAACUUUCUCCUGUCAGGAUCUGUUACUGUGGGUUUACAGCAAGAUGAAUUUGUAAAUAAUGUAUUUAUGUGAAAUUUUACUUUUUCAUUUUGAUUUUCUUUUUCAUUAUUAUUCUCACACAUCUCUACCUAUUAAAAACAAAAUAAAAUGUCAGCCAAAA